AUGGAACGUCUACCCACUGAGUUACUUUACCAUAUUGGUCAGUACAGCCGAGAGGAAGAGCCCCCUUUCAGGACCUUGUGGGCGCUAUCAUUAUGCUCGUGGCGCUUCUAUCACGUGUUCAAACCUCUGUUAUACUCGGAGAUUCGCAUCACUUAUGACGGUUAUCGUAUCCCUCUUCAUGACGUUGAUUUGAUUAUACGGCUCUGGCAUGACGCAGAGCUGGCCAAGCGGGUGCAUCGGCUCGAUAUUCACUGGCAGGGGUGUGGCUCGAGUGACCUGAGCAAGUUCGAAGACGAAAGCAAAAUCGUCGCAUUCAUCAACUCGGCCCUGGAUGAGAUUUUCGGCUCCAAUGCGCCCCUCUACCGGACCCGAGACAAAUGGGAACACCAUCUGCAGGCUCGCUGCCAAGAGGCUUGGGCGGGGAUUCUUCUCGUUCGACUAUCCCAUCUGCGACGCCUGUUCGUGAAAUACGACAAUUCCGACCUGAUAGUCGAUAUCCUGCGCAAGGCGGCGCAGCGGCAGCAGCCCUUUGAUCGCACCCUGCCCUUUCCGUACCUCACUGAAGUAACCGCAUCUGCCCACAGCCGCCUACAUUGGAUUGAGUCGGAUCUCCUUACCUCCUUCUUCUACUUCCCCGCGGUCCGCCGGGUCAAUGUCUUCGCCGUAGCCGAGACUGCCGCACCUGAAUCGCUAGUCGUGAAACAUGAUUCGCUCCCCGUGCGAGUCUUAGUGGUCUCGAAUGCCGUUUACUGCCGCGGGAUGCUCGACUGGCUCGCGGCGAGCGCGCGUCUCGAACAGGUCACGUUGAAGAUCGCUGUUCAUCCCACCGAUGACUACUGGGAUAUGCCGUCGAACGAAAGAUUCCAUGCCUCGAGAUUCCGGCAAGCCCUUCUUCCUUGCGCCAAAACGCUCAGGUCUCUUCGGCUGGAGGGCGCCUGUAGUUACAAAGUAGUCUGGUAUAACGAGGACCGCGACGAGGAUGAGGAGGCCGCAUUCGGGUCAUUUAAAGAGUUCGCCAACCUUCAGACACUGAUCGUGCGAUACCAUUUUCUUCUAGCACCACCCUCGGCGGAUGACAAGAUGCCACUUCUGGCUAUACUGCCCGCUUCGCUGGAGUCCCUGGGGAUCACCGAUAUCGAAUCCGAGGAUUAUCUUAACCUUGUGGCGGAGCUCUUGCGGUUGGUACGGCACGGCCCGGAUCUCUUUCCCCGCCUGAACGAAGUCCACCUUUUCGUGAUCGACAUGUGCGAGGGCCCACUGGAUGCUUUGAGAACGGGGUUCGAUUUGGCCGGUAUCGGGCUGACGGUGGAGCUGCAGCAAGAGGAAGACUGGGAGCACAAUGAUGUGUCUUCCGACGGCGAAAACCCUUUUCUCGAUGUUGAAGUCCAAAUGGUUGGUCCGUCAUAA
Messenger RNA from Aspergillus aculeatinus CBS 121060, 1407 nucleotides. RefSeq lists its product as uncharacterized. The coding region runs from base 1 to 1407 and encodes 468 amino acids. The transcript has a single exon. Lineage: Eukaryota; Fungi; Ascomycota; Eurotiomycetes; Eurotiales; Aspergillaceae. The record is from RefSeq and is a predicted model, not a curated record.